AUGUGGAAAAAGGGAUCGCAAGAAGGGGAUCAGCGAUUGAUAUAUUCUGCCUUAUGGUGGGCAAGAUGGUUUGGUUUCUAUUCCUUUCGUUCUCUCCCCACAAAAAUAAUGCGCGUCUUUUCCCUCGUUUCCCUCGCCCUCACCGCGACGACCACCGUCAAUGCACUCCCCCGCGGCUACCAACCCCCAGACAAACGAAGCGCGGUCAUUCCGUUCCUAAACAACGUACUCGUAUUUGACGCCCCUGCCUUCAACGACCCAGCCAAACCAGGCAACACGCUCGUUCAACUCCAGGCUUAUGUAUCUCUCCCACAACUAAGCCUUGCGCCCGCCCUUAACGGCCUCAGCGCCAUGCUCAAGUCAACGCUCGGGUUGGACAUUGAUCUCGACCGUGUACCAAGCCGACUUUCCCUCUUUGCAACUGUGCCGUUGAAUGGCAAGGACGUAACAGUCAGCAUCGAUGGUUGCAGCCAAAGUGCAAAGCUUCAGAGCACAGCUCAGGGUGGAAUGGCCAUCCAAAAUGUCAGUCUUGGCGCUUGCGGGUCUGGAGAGGCCGUCGCAUUUGGCAAGGUCAAGUCCGACAGCGAUGCCAAAUUCAGGAUCUUCCCCUCAAAGCCGGAUGGGUUUGGUGUCAUUUCUGAUAUCGACGACACCGUCAAAAUUUCGCACAGUCUUGACCCACUCCAGCUUGCGAAAGCAACUCUCGUCGAUGACCCUGAACCUGUCGCUGGCAUGCCUCAAGUCUUCGCCUCAUUAGCCAAGUCGCUCAACAAACCACAAUUCAUCUACGUCUCGGCAUCGCCUUUCCAGUUAUAUCCCUUCCUUCGCUCCUUCAUUGACGAUACCUACGCCGACUCCACCGGCCCCAUAAUGUUGAACAACCUCUCGACAACGAACAUCGGCGAUUUGGUCAAGACCCUGACCAAUCCCAACAAUGUGUUCGACUACAAAUCGGCUAUGGUCGACCGCAUUCACGGAAUGUACCCCAAGAAGAAGUUCCUCACCGUUGGCGACUCCACACAGAAGGACCCUGAGACCUACGGUAACGCCAUCCGCAAAUACGGCGACUUCAUCUCUUGCGCUUGGAUCCGCAAAGUCGAUGGUGCAGACAACAGCGAUGAGCGCUUUGCCGCGGCGUUCAAAGGCGUCGAUCCCAGCAAAAUCAAGAUUUACACCGACGCGGAGAUUCCUGGCUUAGCAAACAUCGAUGUGGCGGGUGGGAAGUGCAACUGA
Messenger RNA from Mycena indigotica, 1233 nucleotides. Its product is annotated as DUF2183 domain-containing protein. Gene Ontology annotation, cellular component: actin cortical patch. The transcript has 5 exons. The record is from RefSeq and is a predicted model, not a curated record. Lineage: Eukaryota; Fungi; Basidiomycota; Agaricomycetes; Agaricales; Mycenaceae. Gene Ontology annotation, molecular function: phosphatidate phosphatase activity. The coding region runs from base 1 to 1233 and encodes 410 amino acids.